UUUUUUUGUUGGGUUUUGUCCCAAAGAUUACACCUUUUUCAAGAUUCUACCAAUGAUCCAAACUAUAUAAACUAACAUAGGCCAUCAUGAUUUGCCCAUAUAGAGCUUAUAUAUAUAUACACGUAUAUAUAUAUACACAUUAGUAUAAUCCAUGAUUCCAACGUUGGACCAUUAUGAGACCAUCCUGAAGAGAAUUCGCUUAGUCUCUCCCUCUCAACCCUCCAAAAAAUGCUCUCUUCAUCGUCUCUCCCUCACUCUCUCUUGUUCAUCGUCUCUCUCAUCCUCGGCCAUGCAAACGCGGAGCAGCAACCGAACUCUCUCCCUCCUUCUGAGUCGGAGACUCUCUUCACUAUCAUGGAGUCUAUGUCCUCCGACCAUCAAUGGCGCCUCUCCUAUCCGAACCCUUGUGCCCCUGGCUCGUCCUGGCCCGGUAUUGAGUGCAGAACCGGACCGGAUCGUGUCCUUCAUGUCUCUCGCCUCGACUUCGGUUCCCCACCUAACCCUUCUUGCAAGUCGUCUGCCUCUUUUCCUCGCCUCAUCUUCUCUCUACCUCACCUUCAAUCCGUCUUCUUCUUCGGCUGCUUCACUCGCUCGCGCGCCACCAUUGUUUCCCCCUCCAACAAGCUUUUCUUCAACUCUUCUCUGCAACAGCUCAGCCUCAGAUCAAACCCUUCUCUCACCGGAUCCAUCCCUCCUUGGAUUUCUUCCCUUACGUCGUUAAAGACCCUCACUCUGUCCCAAAACCGAUUGACAGGAAACAUCCCAUCGGCGAUUUUCACAUUAGAGAACUUAAUACACCUUGACUUGAGCUACAACAUGCUCACGGGGAUCAUUCCCCUGCAACUGGGCAAUCUCAAGAACCUCGAAGGCUUGGACUUGAGCUAUAAUUCGCUCGUGGGUUCGAUCCCUCGCACGAUUUCCGAACUGGGUUUGCUUCAGAAGCUCGAUCUGAGCUCAAACUCUCUGUUUGGCGCAAUCCCCGACGGCAUAGAGAAGCUACGUUCUCUGUCUUUCAUGGCUUUAAGCAACAACAAACUCAGAGGGCCGUUUCCGAAGGGAAUUUCCAGGUUGCAGAACUUGCAGUACUUCAUCAUGGAUGAUAAUCCGAUGUUCGUUCCUCUUCCCGCUGAAUUAGGGUUCCUCGCUGGGCUCCAAGAACUCCGUCUCUCUAACUCAGAUUAUUCCGGGAAAAUUCCAGAGAGUUACACAAAGUUGACGAAUCUAAGCUCGCUGUCUCUGUCGGGCAACAAAUUGACAGGCGAAAUCCCAUCUGGGUUUGGCUCUCUGCCUCACAUUUUCCAUCUAAAUCUCAGCAGGAACAUGCUGAUCGGAGUCGUGCCCUUCGAUUCAAGCUUCCUGAGGAGAUUGGGUAAGAACCUGGAUUUGAGCGGGAACCCAGGACUCUGUCUGAACCCGGCAGACGAGUUCAGUGUCGUGAAGACCGGCGUCGAUGUCUGCGGAAGGAAUAGUUCAGGCCGUGGUGGUGGCGAUGGGUCAUUGAUUCAUCCAUUGAAGAAAUCCAAAGCUCCUCCGAAUCAUUACGGAGCUUGCUUCCACCAUGCCUUGUCGAUUCAGCUCGCUCUGUUUCUGGGUUUAAACCAUCGCUUGCUUCUCUAAGGGGCGGAAAAACAAAUAAUUUAAUGUUAUUUAUAAAAUAUCCCUGAAGAAGAAGAUUGCUGUUUCCCAGGCCGACCGUCUCCGGGAAAUUAUUGUAGUUUUUGUUUUACUAAAUCAUGGGGGUUCUUUAA
This is a messenger RNA of Tarenaya hassleriana, 1748 nucleotides long. Its product is annotated as protein TOO MANY MOUTHS-like. Gene Ontology annotation, molecular function: protein binding. The record is from RefSeq and is a predicted model, not a curated record. Lineage: Eukaryota; Viridiplantae; Streptophyta; Magnoliopsida; Brassicales; Cleomaceae. The coding region runs from base 229 to 1617 and encodes 462 amino acids. The transcript has 2 exons. Gene Ontology annotation, cellular component: plasma membrane.